Malaya genurostris is the source of this 2217-nucleotide messenger RNA. RefSeq names its product ATP-binding cassette sub-family G member 4-like. The transcript is spliced from 5 exons. Gene Ontology annotation, cellular component: plasma membrane. The record is from RefSeq and is a predicted model, not a curated record. Gene Ontology annotation, molecular function: ABC-type transporter activity; ATP binding; ATP hydrolysis activity. Lineage: Eukaryota; Metazoa; Arthropoda; Insecta; Diptera; Culicidae. The coding region runs from base 361 to 2118 and encodes 585 amino acids.
GGUUCGGCGGUUCGUGCACAGGUGAUCGUGCUGUGACGCAGUAUGAGUGAAUGCCUAGCAGUGGAUUUACUAUCGAUCAAUUAGGUAUCUCCGGCUCAGUCGUCAUUAACUACCGUACCGCGUUUAGAGCUGUGCUAGUUGAAUCGGCACUAGAUUGGUCCGAUGUGAGUUUUUGGUUCCAGUUUAUUGUUUGAACAAGUCAGUGCUUUCAUGAUUUUUACUCACGAAUAUUCAGUGUUUUGAAUUCUCCAAUUUAUGUUAUUGACUUUCAUCACGCGACAGCUCACGAAACAUGAGUUAUGGAAGGUGAUUAAUGUGUAAUUGCUAUGAUAGAAGCAGCGACGAUUGAUUGCCAAUAAAAUGCCUACUAACGAGGAGUUCGAGCUGACCUCGACGCCGAUGCUAAACUUUGUUCCUUCAACGUUGAAGUUUCAGAAUGUGUACUACUCAGUCGACGGGAAAGCUAUUCUAACGAACGUCUCCGGCGUGUUCAAACAUGGCCGUUUGGUGGCACUGAUGGGUCCGUCCGGUGCCGGGAAGUCAUCCCUGUUGAACGUGCUGGCGGGAAUGAAUCUCUACGGGUUGGUGGGAUCGAUCGUCAUAAAUGACGAACCGGUUGAAGAGAACGAUCCCCGAAGUGUUUACGUGGAACAAGACUGCCCCCUGAUCAACUACCUAACAGUUCGAGGAACGAUGACUUACGCUGUUGAUAUGAAAAUGCCCCGGACAACGUCAGCCAAGGAGAAAAAGAAUAAGAUCAAGGAAAUUUUAGAACUCCUAGGAUUGGAUAAAUGUUCCGCGACCCUGGUCAAAAAUCUAUCCGGUGGAGAACAGAAACGGUUGGCAGUCGCCGUAGAACUGAUCACCAACCCUGCGGUUAUGCUACUGGAUGAACCAACUAGCGGCCUGGAUAGUGUUGCAUCGAUGCAGAUCAUAUCGCAUCUGAAGUCGUUGGCAAUGGGAGGGCGAACGAUCGUUUGUACCAUCCAUCAACCGGCGUCCAAUCUUUUUCAGCUCUUCGAUGACGUUUUCCUACUGGUCAAGGGUCGUUGCCUGUACUCGGGAUCGGUAGAAGCGAUGAUACCAAAGUUGGACUCUGUCGGGUUCAGUUGUCCAGAGUACUACAAUCCAGCGGAUUUUGCGAUCGAAGUGCUCACAUCCAACAAUGAACCGGCGAAGGAAGCUCUGAUCGCACAGACUGCCACUGAGAUGAAAACUUUGUUCGAAGGAGGCGCUUCCAGUCCGACUCUGGACCGUGGGAAUGCGGUAGUAAAACGAUAUCAGACUCCAUUUUGGUAUCAGUUUUUAGUUUUGUUCAAAAGAUGUGCUAUUUCCAGUGCUAGGGAUGAGUUUUUCCUUCAAAUUCGACUUGGUCUAUACUUCGCUCUGGGAGUAGUCUACGGAGUGGUUCACUACGACGCGGGAAACGACGCCACCAAAGUGGUAUCGAAUGUGGGGUGCUUUUUUCAACUCUUCGCAAUCGUUUACUUCGCUAACACCACUGCCGUGGUCAACUACUCCGAGGAAGCCAAUGUCUCCAUCAAAGAGAUCGCCAACAACUGGUACUCUAGGGAGGCGUAUUUCUUCUCGAAACUAUUCAGUGAUAUCCCACUGCAGAUCGCCUGCCCGACGGUGAUGCUUCCGACCUUGUACUACCUCAGUAAUCAACCGUGGGAUCCGAUGCGAUUCGUCAUGGUUUGGGCUAUGUUUCUGCUCGGUGGAAUCAUUGGCCAGUGCAUCGGACUGUUCGCGGGGAUCUGUUUCGAUUCCAAAACGCGAAACUUUGUCCUGGGCAACGCCUGUAUCGUGCCGCUGCUAUUCUCGGGAUUUCUGGUCAAUGCCAAAGAUUUGGUACCGUACCUGAAACCGUUCAGCGAGGUGUCCUUCUUCAGGUAUCAGUUUCAAGGAACGAUGCAAGCGUUGUACGGUUUCGGAAGGGAAAACUUGGACUGCCCGCAGAUCUACUGUUACUUCAAAAAGCCGGCCAGUCUUCUGGAGCAGUUCGAUGUUGAUCCGGAUGGUUACUGGAGGAAUUUAGCGGUACUGGGAUCCAUUGUGGUGAUUUGUCAUGUCAUUAUUUAUUGUGCAUUUGUUGUCAGGUUAAGGAAGAUAAAAUAAACUUUAAUCGAUGUGUUUCUGUUACUGCUGUGUAAGGAAUAUCUUAGGAAUAUAAAACUUUCUGAAAAGUUAUAAAUAAAGCAUUAGAUUAGACUUUCA